AUGGAUAUUAGAAGAAGGAAUACUCGGAAAUACAGUUUCAUAUGUCCUGAUCUUAAGGAAUUGAGAAAGCUAACAUCUUUUGUGGAUGAUCCUAAGGAUUUCAGAGACCGUUUUGGGAAACUUUUGUCUAUUCUAUCUAUCAAUGUUGAAAAUGUUUCUGAUAGGGUUCAUUUUUAUGGUUUGGAAGGGAUUCUCAAGUCACAAGUUAUUGUUGGAGCUACUCACCUGAAGAAAUUUGACGUAGAUGCUAAUCUCACUAUCAAAGGAGGUAUAAGAGGGUUGACUUUAAAAUUUCUGAUUGAGCGAGCCUCUUUGUUUGCUAAUGUUGAUAGCAUGGUGGACUUUGAAGCUAUUCUGGCCUUACUCGUCUAUGGUUUGGUCUUGUUUCCCAAUAAUGACAAUUUUAUUGAUGUUAAUUCUAUUAGGAUCUUUUUGGUUGGGAAUCAUGUUCCAACUUUGAUCGGUGGCACCUAUUUCUCCAUUCAUCAUAGGACUUUUAAGGGAAACGAAACUAUUAUCUAUUAUGCACCUUUAUUGUACGAGGGGUUUAUUUCACACUUGCCGCAGUCUCCUACCUUCAAAGAAAACAAGGGUUGUUUAAGGUGGUCUCAAAGGCUUAUGUCUCUCAACAUUGAUGACAUUACUUGGUAUUCUUUUGUUUACGACAACGACAAUACUAUUGAUAGUUGUGGGGAGUUCUCUAAUGUGCCUUUUAUUGGCACACAAGGUGGAAUGAACUACAAUUCAGCUUUGGCAAGACUCUAA
Molecule: messenger RNA, 765 nt
Organism: Lathyrus oleraceus (garden pea)
Lineage: Eukaryota; Viridiplantae; Streptophyta; Magnoliopsida; Fabales; Fabaceae
Exons: 2
Coding region: 1-765 (254 amino acids)
Source: RefSeq, a predicted model, not a curated record